AUGUCCCGAGAGAUCCUUUGCAUUUCGAAAAACAUCAAAGAGAUCUAUGGUAGCUACCAGUACAAAGACAAGGUUGAGGGUGAGGCUUCCUCACCAGCGGCCAACGAACCCGCUGCCGCUUCUCCUGCCGCCGUUGCCGUCGCUGCCCCAGCCCCUGUCGCUGCUAGCUCCGGACCUGUCGUCGCUGCAAUCAAGGAUUUCGUCGGCGGCAAGUCCACUCUGCAAAAUGAACUGCUUGGCAGUGCUCAGGCUGAAUUCGGCUCGGCACCGGACAAGGCGGAGGAGGGGAAGCUGUCGGUGCAGCUCCCUUGUACCGAGAUGACUACCGUAACCCUCAAAGGUAAAAUUGCUUACGAGGAGGUCAACCGCGUGGGUGGCUAUACCAAGAAGUUGGAUCGCGCGGCAGUCGACUCGCCGUCGUUCCUUUCAAUCAAGGAUCCAAGCAAGAUGUUGAAGGUCAGACUCGAUCUCGCUUUGUUUAAUGGGUUGGCCAUGGACCUCGAUUACAUCUUGCCCUUCGCAGCGAUUCCGGAGAACGGACGAGAAAUCAAUGGUUUAGAUGACCGAUCCGAACUUGCUCAUCGAGUGAUGCUGACCAACCUGCUUAGAUUGAUGGGCGAGGUCAAGAAGAAAAAGCAUGCUCUCAAACUCGUCACCCGCCCUACCCAAAUGGUCCUGCCGCUGUCCCCCAACCACGGUAACUUCGGUAACGACGGUCUCUACUCUGAAUCGAAUCUCGCUCGACACAUUGUUCAAUCGAUGGUCUUCUGA
This is a messenger RNA of Puccinia triticina, 771 nucleotides long. RefSeq lists its product as uncharacterized. The transcript has 5 exons. The record is from RefSeq and is a predicted model, not a curated record. Gene Ontology annotation, cellular component: fatty acid synthase complex. NCBI's taxonomy places the organism in Eukaryota, Fungi, Basidiomycota, Pucciniomycetes, Pucciniales, Pucciniaceae. Gene Ontology annotation, biological process: long-chain fatty acid biosynthetic process. Gene Ontology annotation, molecular function: holo-[acyl-carrier-protein] synthase activity. The coding region runs from base 1 to 771 and encodes 256 amino acids.